Messenger RNA from Botrytis porri, 1068 nucleotides. RefSeq lists its product as uncharacterized. The transcript has 2 exons. The coding region runs from base 1 to 1068 and encodes 355 amino acids. Lineage: Eukaryota; Fungi; Ascomycota; Leotiomycetes; Helotiales; Sclerotiniaceae. Gene Ontology annotation, molecular function: protein binding. The record is from RefSeq and is a predicted model, not a curated record.
AUGUCCUUCACAGAUUCAGCAGCCGUGAAGUCUGGGGUGACUUCUGGAAUCAUGCAGGAAGCUAUCGAUAAUAUGCUUGAUCUAAAUCCUGUACAUGUGCCCCGUGGAUCCCGUACCAUGAUUGCGUCGUCUUCUUCAGUCACAGCCUCUGCUGCUACUCUUGGAGUUCAACGUAACGCCUCAUCAAAUAUGUUCAACGACAUUUUUGCAGUAACUCCUCGAAGAAAUCGCCGGAGAGUCACUGCCACAGACCUCCAGUCUGCAGUAGACUCAGACGACUCAGAGGUCUAUUCGGAUUUGAGUGAUGAUUCAAUUGCCACCUCGGCCAUAUCCAGCGAGAGGAUUCAGGGUUGCAAUUCUCCCUCCGUGAACAUCGGUGGUUCAAGAGUCAAUGCACCCGACUCCCGACAGAGACCUACAACUGAGCUGUACAUUAAGAUGGUGCUGGGUCCAAAAGUUAACAUAGUUGUUGGACCUGAGAAGAAAUCAUUUGAGCUACCAAAAGAUCUCCUCGCAUACUAUUCUCCGGUCUUCGAUCGAUCCUUCAAUGGAAACUUCAUAGAAGAUCAGACGCAAACAAUGGAAUUGCCAGAAGAUACUGUGGAAGAUUUCGAAGUUUUGGUAGAGUACGUUUUCCACCACGGUGUUGGCGACAAACUCUCCAUCUCGAAGCAUGGGCAACAUGCCGCUGAACAUUGCAUUUCCUUUUUAAAGUACGCGGAUAAGUACGACCUUGGAGAUGUAAGCACUUUGGUAUACGGCGCUCUUCGACCGGCCUUGAUAGACGGUGGUGCAUCAGCUUUCAAUUCUAGCUUUAUAGAAGUUGUUUUCUCACUCACAGAAGAUGGCAAUUGCUUACGAGAACUGAUGGCCGACGCCGCAUUGUCAUUUCAGGGGGAGACUUUGGGAAAUUAUCGAAAAAGUGUCAAGAUCAAUUUCGAAAAGCAGGAGGCUGAAGUGGAGGGCUUCACAUCGGCUCUGUAUCGCCAACUCAAACAAUCUGGCGUUUCCUGUCGGUAUAACGCUCCUUUUUAUCCGAAAAUAUACAGAGAUUUCAAUAAAAUUUGA